CCCCCCACGCAAGCUCCGCCCCGAUGCCGGCCACUAGGCACCGCCGCCGCCAGAGACCGGACUGCCGAUUGGUCUGUAGCACCGCCGGUCAAGCCAAAGUGUUAAGGGGCGGGGCGCGGCGCCGGGGGCGCGGCGGGGCGGGUGAGGGGCGGUGCCGCACACUCGGCCCCGCCCACUCCUCCCGCCUCGGCCCUCCUCCCGUCGGGUGGGGGCGGGGCGAGAGUAGCCCGCCCCCGCCGCUCAAGGCACCGCUUGGCUGUCAGUCUGGCGGCGGCGCGCGCCGAUUGGGCCGGCGGCUGCCGGGGAGCGGGGGCAGCAUGUUCGGAUGUGCGCUACUUAAGGUCCAGCUGCGCGAGCCAUUGACGUGUUUGGAGCGGGAGACGGCCUGGUCACUGGCGAAGCGGCUGUCCGAGGGAACUGAGAUCAUCUUUCAUCAAUAAACACUUCUGCAGAACUGUAUUUGUAAGGCUUGAGUUGGAAGAUGAAUGAGCCAGAGUAGCAUUCCCUGCCUUCCUUCAACCCAGGGAAGUAUCAGUUAAGUAGAAGAUGUCACUGGAG
This is a messenger RNA of Manis pentadactyla (Chinese pangolin), 558 nucleotides long. RefSeq names its product coiled-coil-helix-coiled-coil-helix domain containing 7 (gene CHCHD7). Bases 24 to 440 code for a protein of 138 amino acids. The record is from RefSeq and is a predicted model, not a curated record. The transcript is spliced from 2 exons. NCBI's taxonomy places the organism in Eukaryota, Metazoa, Chordata, Mammalia, Pholidota, Manidae.